Phycodurus eques (leafy seadragon) is the source of this 6635-nucleotide messenger RNA. RefSeq names its product ciliary rootlet coiled-coil, rootletin family member 2 (gene crocc2). NCBI's taxonomy places the organism in Eukaryota, Metazoa, Chordata, Actinopteri, Syngnathiformes, Syngnathidae. The record is from RefSeq and is a predicted model, not a curated record.
GGAACAUUCCCAUACCGGGAGUCGAACCCGGGCCACCUGGGCGAAAACCAGGAAUCCUGACUGCUAGACCAUAUGGGACACAUGAUUCUAAGUCUUCAAGAUGCUGACCAUGCCUGGCCGGGACAGCGUGUCGCCUUGGCAACAGGCGGUCCAGGAGCGAGGAUACAGGCGGAGGCUGCUGCUCUUCCAGGAGGCCCAGCAGAAGCAGGCCCAGCUGGUCCAGAGGCUGCAGACCAAGGUCCUCCAGUACAAGAGCAGGUGUGGCCAGCUUGAAGGGCAAGUCCUGGAGAAGACCUCUGACUUGGAGAAGAUGCGACUGUUGCUGCAGGCCCACAAGGACUCGGCCCAGCGUCAGGAGGAAGAUCUCAACACCAGCAUCAGGAGCAAGGAGGCUCAGCUGGAGGAGGAACAGAGGAGAUGCGGCAGCCUGGGCCAAGUCAACUGUGUGCUGCGAGAACAGCUGGAGCAGGGCAACGCCCUCAACCAGGGCCUGGUAGAGAGCCUGCGGAAGGCGCGCCAGGACGUCGAGCUGUGCGAUACGCGCCUGCGCCGUGAGCAAGAGACGUCGUCAUCCCGCCUGGGUCGGGAGCAGGCUCGCGUCAGAAGCAUGUGGCGCCAGGCCGCCUCCCUGAGGAACGCCUUCACGCAACUCAGGACCUUCACUGACAGAACACUGUCCGACAUGCGAGGCGAGUGCGCCGCUGCAGACCAGCUGUUCCGCGCGGCCUGUCGCCAUCUUGAGGCCCGGGCCACACAGGAGAGCGCCUCCGGUGGCGAGGAGGUGUCAGUGCUGGAGCAGCAGCUGAAGGACAAGUUACGGGAGGCCAUGCAGCUUCAGGGGCGCUGGGACGCCGAAAAAGUGGAACUCAACUCCAGGAUCAUGGAGCUUACGGAUUCGGUGAAGCAACUCCGCAGCCAAAACAGCGAGAAGGACGCUAGCCUGGACAGGAUGGAGACGAGCAGAAGCGAGGACAAAGGAGAGAUGGAAGUCCUCCAGGCUGAGAACCAAGCCCUUCAGAAAGUACUCAGUGAAGUCCAUCAGCUGGUGUCUAGUGAAGGAAAUAGCGCUGCGUCUGAAGGUCUUCUUGGUUGUUCUCCAAGGAGGAACAUCACCAUUAUGGCUGUGCAGGGUGCCCUCACCAAGCACCAGCAACAAACUCAGGACUUUUGUGCCCGCCUGGAGGCGUCCCUGGAGCAAGCAGACGCAUUGCGUACUCGGCUGCAGCAGAGCGACUGGGCCAGAACGGAACUAGAGGCGAGGAUCCGGGAAGUGACGAAGGAAAGUCAAGAGGCCAAAAAGGCUUUGGAGGAAACUGUCCAGGAAAAAGACACAUACCGCUCCUCGCUAGACAUCAUCUCUAGCGAGAAGGGUGGUGUGGAGCAGCUUUUAGCAGGUGUGCGGCAGGAGCUGGACUCCAAGCGCAGCGAGCUGGAGGCCCUGAGGCAGAAGCAUCAAGACGCCGAGCUGCAGCUGGCACGGCUGCACUCUGAGACCCAGCGAGGCGAGCAGACCCUGGAGGAGCUAGAGGGGAAACACUCGGACCUCCGGCAGGAGCUGGCUGCGGCGAGGGAGGAGCUGAGCCGGUCAGGCCUGGAGAAGGACGUUCUGGAGGAGGACAAGGCCAGCCUGGCUCUGGCUCUCACCAAAGCUGAGUGUUGUGGCGUGGCCCAGGAAGCGCUGGUAGCCAAGCUGCACCACCAGGAGGCGGGGCUAAAGGACUCCCUGGCCAAGAUGGUCGCCCUGAGCGAGGGCCUGGCCAAGGACAAGGUUGAGCUCAACCGCCUGCUGCUACAGGCCGAAGCUGAGAAGGCGGAGCUGGGCGACCGCCGUCGGGAAGCCGAAGCGGACCAGGCGGAUGCCCGGGAGGAGGUGGCCCGGCUUCAGUGGGAGAAGGCGAACGUUCAAGCGGAGAAGGAAGCCCUGGAGAGCUCGCAGCGCCACCUGCAGGACAUGCGACGCAAGACGGAAGAGGAUCUGGACCUCCUACAGAAGGAGAACGCAUGCAACCUGGAGCAGCACUUGCAGGUGAGCAGACAGAUGCAGAGCGCAUCGGAGGAGCUGCGUGAGAGCAGGAGCCGGCGGGACGAGCAGGCGGCGGCCCUGGAGAGAGCCACUGCAGACAGGGAUGACCUCGCCAAGGACAAAGCCGGCCUGGAGGUCCGACUCUGCUCGGCUGAACGCAAGACCUGCGACUUUGCGCAGGAGCUGCUGGUGCUCAGAGCCGAGAAGCAGUGCCUGGAGACCAGCGUGUUCCAUAGUCAGGAGCUGGCCUCGUCCCUGGAGGCCGAAUGUAGCCGCUUGGAGGCCGAGAGGCGCAGCUUGGUGUCGGCUAAUGAGGCGUUGACGCGUGAUGUCGCUCUGGUGCGUCUUGAUGCGGAGCGUAAAGAUGCUCAAUUCGCCCAGGAGCGUAGCACCCUGGAGGAGAUGCUGGUUCAGGCGGAGAGGAAGGCCCUGCAGAUCCUAAAGAACAAGGAUGAGCUCCACCGAAAGGAGCUGGAGGACGAACGCAGACAGAAGGAGCAGCAGCUUGAAGAGAUGAGGGGGCAGCAGGAGAAGCUGCGCUCACUAAAACAGGAGUUGGCCGAGUGUAGCGGGGAGGAGGUGCAGAAGGCAAAGGAGGAGAUGCUCAGAGCCCAGCAGCACUGCGAGAGGAGCAUCCUGCAGGGCCACAGUGAGAUACAGCAGGCUUUGUCCCAGAAGGAGGCGGAGAAGGUGUCCCUGUUGGAGAAGCUUGCUGUCCUCCAGAAGGACCUUAAUUCUGUAACCAGUGAUCUGGAGUUCACUCGGAGGGAAGCGCUUGCCACACAGAAGCAGGACAAGAAUGAAGUGACGGUCCUGCGGCGUGAGACGCAGCAGCUGCGAGCUGACUUUGAGGCGUCGAUCAACUCGCACGAGGCGGCUGAGCAGAGCGGACGCGAGAAGCUGCGUGAGCUGAGCCAACAGCAGCAUGCUGCCCAGCGCCAGGUGGGCGUUCUUCAAGCUAAGCUGCAGGCCACAGAGGAGCGACUGGCCGAAGCCAAGAGGGAUCUAGCUGAGGCCCGGCGCUCCCUUCAGGACAGUGUUCAGGGGUUGGAGAAGCAGCGCGAGGAAGCCCUCAACCUGCGCCGGCUACUGAGAGACAAGACGAAGGAAAAGGAGGCCAUCCAAACCUCCAACAAGGAGCUCAGGGCCUCCGUCAAGCAGGUGGAGAGCGACAUCAGCAGCUUGAAGCGAGCAGUGGAGGAGCGUGAGCAGCAGGUGUCUGUCUUGGAGGAGCACAAUGUCUCCAUGCAGCGGGAGGCGUUCACACUCAGGAGUAGCAUGCGGGAGAUUGAGAAGUCACGGCUGCAGACACGCCGACGAAACCAGGACCUGCAUAGACAGGUAAAGGUCAUGGAAGGUGAGAAGCAGCGUCAGGAGCAGGAGCUGAAGCAGCUGCAGGUGCAACUCUGUCAGGAGGAACAGCAGCAGGAGGAAGCGCAACGCCUGGCCUUCGACCUCAAGCGGAGAGUGUUGGAAUGCGAGGCUGCCAGAGAUGCAGCCAACAAUCAGGCGUCAUCCCUGCAGAGGCGCGUGUUGGAGCUGGAGGUGGCCGAGCGUCAGAGCUCGGAGCUCCUGCAAGUCCGACAAGCGCAGCAGCAGCUGGCCGCCCAGAAGCAUCGCGAACAGGCCGCCCGGCUGCAGCGGGCCCUGGAGGACGCCGCCCUCCAGACAGGGGAGGUGAGUGCCCGGCUGGGUCACGCCGAGGCCGCCGCUUUGGACUUGGAGCAUCGGCUGGGGGCGAGCGAGGCCCUGCGGUGCGAGUUGGACCGCAAAAUAUCCGCGGUGGGUUCCACGCUGCGCCGUCUCCAUCUGACAUCUCCCAGGAGGAGACUUCCUCGUCAAGGCUCGGCGGGAGACGGUGUGACCGGCAUCUCCACUUCCUGUGCUGACGAUGAAGAACUGGACUUGGACUCCAUCCAGGCUGGCCUGCAGGAACUCCAGAGAGAACUCAGGGACACACAGAGAGAAAGAGAUGAGUCCAAGGCUCAGCUGGUGAUUCUACGCGAGCAGGUCUCAGCACUCCAGGACAAGUCGACCAGUGAGGUGACCAAACUGCACAAGUCCCUGAAGCAGUUCAAAGACGGAAAUCGGGAGAUUGAAGAGCAACUGCGCGAAUCCCAGACCUCGCUUUUCCGGCACCGGGAAGCAGCCGAGCGAGACAAGACGGGCCUGGAGGAGGAGGCGGCUCAGCUCCGGUCUGCUCUGCUCGCUUCCCAGGCCGAGUCUAACUCGCUAAGGGAUAAGCUGGACAGCUCCCAGGCCGACGCACACUCGGAGCUUGCAAGACUCAAAGAGGCCCUGGAGGAUGCCCAAAGGAACUCGGUCCGCCUGGAGCUCAUUCGGCACUCCCUGGAGGACGAGCUGCAGCUCGCCCGUCAAACUGCAUCCGAGCUGGAGGCGGCGGCGGCGACGUUGCGGCAGAGGCUGGCCAAGGCGGGGAGGAAGCUGGCCGAGAGCCAGGCUUCGCUGCGGGCCGGCGAGGAGCGGCAGAGCGCGGCGCUGGCCCGGGCCGAGCGGCGCCAGGGCCAGCUAGGAGAGCAGGUGCGAGCGGUGACCGCCGCGCUCAGUGAACAGCGCAGCAGCGAGGGGGCGCUGCAGGAGAACCUGAAGCAACUGCAAAGAGCCAUGACUGACAGCGAGAUUGAACGACGACUCCUGCAGGAUCGUCUGGACGAAACCCGAGACGCCCUGGCGGAGAGCAAGAAGCUGAACCACUCUCUGACAGAGCACAGUCAGACCCUUCAGAGGGACCGGGGGGACUCUGAGUUGAGGAACUGUGAGCUGGACAAGCACAACAAGAGCCUGCAGCAGAGUCUGAAGCGGCAACAGGCGGCGCAAGAGGCGGCGCAGAAGAACGCUGAGCUGCUGGAGAACAAAGCGACAAAUCUGGAAAGUAAGGUGACGAGCCUACAGGUGACACUGCAGCAGCUACAGCGGGAAAAGGCCGACACGGAGAAAGCCAUGACCCGAUUAGGAAAAGACAAAAGCGCUCUCAGGAAGUCGUUGGAGAAGGCGGAGAUGGAGAGGCUGAGGACGAAGGAAGCGGUUGCCACGGAGACGCAUCAGGCGCUGGUCUGCCUUGAGCGGCAGCUGGUGGAGAGGCAGCACCAGGUGACAGCCCUGCAGGCGCACGUGGGCCAGCUGGAGCAGACUCAGGCACAGCGCCUCCUGGAGGCGGCGACGUGCCACCACCAGGAGCUGGACGACGCCACGCAGCGGCUGCGCAACGCACAGCUGCAGGCCCAGCAGGCGCAGGAGAGCCGUGAGAAGGCCCACCGCCAGAGGGUCAAGUGUCUGGAAGAUCAGGUGUUCACGCUCAAGCAGCAGCUGGACGAGGAGACGCGGAGGCGACAGGCAUCCGUCCAUAAGAUGCUCCGGCCGGGCGUGCACUCAAGUAUGUAGCGCCCGCAACAUCUGGACUACAACAAAUACACUUUUGUUUAUGACAUUAGACUGAGUGGACCCCAGAAUGGAUGAUUUCUUUCCAAUUUCCUGUGUGACAACUGUUGCGAAAUCCCAACAUUUUGCCGUAAAGUGGUGCCUUGAGAUGUGAGUGACCCAACGAAACGUCAUAGACGGCCAAACAAAUAGCAUCGGUGUCGCAGUUUUAUAAACCUUUCAGGCAGGGGUCACCGACCUGGUGCCUGUUCGAAAAAAUAGCUCGUCAGUGAUGGGACUUUGUGAUUUUCUAGGAAUGUUUUAGAAGUGACCAUUUGAAAAUGUAAACACUGGCGGAGAUUUAUAGAAAUAAAAUGUUGCAUAUUGGUAUUUGUGUUUUCAAAUUAUUGUGACAAAUCGUGAACACGAUCAAUGUCUUCACAGAUAUGAAUAUCAUUAGAUAUUAAUAAUAGCAUAUAUUAGGAACAUAAUUAAUGGUAAUUUGAGCACAUUUGUUUUUUUUCAGAAGUAUGUAUCAAACUGGUAGCCCUUCAAGUUAACCAGUACCCAAGAAGUACCUCUCAAUUUCAAAAUGGUCGGUGACCCCUGCUUUAAGCAAUGGCUAUUUGAACACAAACGGUUGAGCAACACAUUUACAAUCGACAGAUAACAAUAGACUGGCAAAUAUUACCCUCUGCAAAUAACCAUUAAUAUUACUGCGGCUUACUGAGAAGCUGUGACCAUCUGCAUAUAGCUGUAUGUUUGCAUUAUAUUGCCUGCAGGUGGCCAUGGCACACACACCAGAAGGAGCAGCACAAUGUCCAUUGAUUGACGCAAAACUGCUUUUUAUAAAGUACAACCUUAUAGAGUUCUUUUUUUUUUCUUCUCAAAAAACACGGUACAAAAUUGUUGUUGCUUUUUUGGGGGAAGGCUGGAACGGAUACAUGGCUUUUCCAUUCAUUUCAAUGGGGAAAGAUAAUUUGAGAUAUGUUUCGAGUUACAAGUGAGGUCAUGGAACGAAUCAAACUCGAUCAAUCUCGAGGCACCAAUAUAUUGAUUAUUAAUUAUUGAAUAUUAAUCAUCAUUAUCAUGAUCAGUCGUCCUCAUCACGAGUCGUUUACUGCACUAAGGUUGGAAAAACUAUCAAAUGGACAUUGAAGGGAAAAUGGUGUUUUUUUAUUUAUUUUGUUUUAAGUCAAAUUAUCUUGGCACGUCUACCACAUUUACUGUUCUU